Messenger RNA from Penicillium atrosanguineum, 1653 nucleotides. RefSeq names its product TFIIB-type zinc finger domain-containing protein. Gene Ontology annotation, biological process: RNA polymerase I preinitiation complex assembly; nucleolar large rRNA transcription by RNA polymerase I. The transcript has 7 exons. Gene Ontology annotation, molecular function: RNA polymerase I core promoter sequence-specific DNA binding. The record is from RefSeq and is a predicted model, not a curated record. Gene Ontology annotation, cellular component: RNA polymerase I core factor complex; RNA polymerase transcription factor SL1 complex. NCBI's taxonomy places the organism in Eukaryota, Fungi, Ascomycota, Eurotiomycetes, Eurotiales, Aspergillaceae. The coding region runs from base 1 to 1653 and encodes 550 amino acids.
AUGGACUAUGUCACCCGCGGGGUAUGCGGCCAGGAGGGAUGCCGUGAGAGACGAUAUUAUCUCGACAACGGUCACUGGUUUUGUCGGCGCGGCCACUUACAAGAAGGUCAACAAAUUGAAGAAGAUCCGGAUGAUUUCGGGACUCAGGGUCAAAGGCACCGGGUGAAGAAGGAGAAGGAGGAGAGGUCUCGAAGGAGUAUGUCGGAUCCCGUCGACUUUAUUCAACCGCUAAACGCGUAUCAGUUGAUUCUGUGGAAGCAAUGCGAUGCGUUGGUGAAUGAUCAUGGCUUCCCAGAGGAAUUCGAGGCCGUUGUUCGAGAUCUCUGGGCUUUACGGCUUCAAGGCUUUACACUGCGGAUCAAUGCGUCCGCAGAUGACGAAGAUGAUGAGAGCGAGCGCGAAGUCUUCAGCUCUCAGGCCGCUGACACCGACGAAUCCGACGAUCUUGGGUUCAAGGCAAGAGGAAAAUAUCUUCAGUGGCCUCGUAUGCUUGACACGGUCGGUCUCUGCUAUCUGGCAGCUCUCUUGAUGCGACUUCCUAUCUGUGUCAGUGACUUUUAUCACUUGAUUAUACGCCAGGAAAUUCCCUAUAUCCGGGCGGUCAGAAGUGUACCCCGAGACAUGCGAGAUAAACUCCCUCCCGAGCUAAUCUCGCUUAUCGACCUUGUUCAUCUCCCAAAAGCGGAACAAAUACAUACUGGAUGUAGGGACUUGGUGAUAUACUAUCAACGCCGCUUUGAAAUUGCGCUUCCUCCGUUGAAUUCACCUCUUAUUCUUUAUCGACACAUCAAAAGGCUGGCCAUUCCAAUCGAUGUGUACGACACAGUCAAGACUCUGCAACAACUCAUUGACUUCAAUUUCACAUACCCAAGCGUGCUUGAAAGUCAAAAACGAAGGGACUCGCUCAAGCUACCGGAAGUGCAGCUGGUGGUACUUCUUGUCAUUUCUACAAAGCUUAUUUUCCCAUUUGAUGAUGUGAAGCGGUAUACGGCCUCACAUAGAGAACCUGCCACCCAGACCAUGGACUGGUCCAGAUGGGCAUACAAUCAGAAAUGGUUCGAACACCUCUCCAUGGCCCAAGACGACAAGCUCGACAAAGAGACGCUUAUUCGAGUCAACGAUCACGACGUCUUACAAAUGGAGCCCGAUCAGCUGGACCAGUAUAUGGACUGGUAUGAGAGCAGCUGGUUAGAUAAUUACAGGUCAAAGCACCCCGUUGCCGACCUGUUCUCGCCCAGUCGAUCGCAGCCACACAAUCAACCAAAGAGCGAGUCUUCCGAUCCCAAUGAAGCUCUUGAGCGAGUUCUCAAAUCUGUCAUGGUCGCCCUUGGACGCGCACCAGUCAACCCAAGCGAAGAUGCAGACCGAAUUCGACCAGGAUCAUGGUACCGUCGGUAUAGAUGGGAGUCUCAACUUCCUGAAACAGCCCGCAGAUUUUAUGAAAUUGUGGCAGAUCUGGCUUCCAUAUCGUUGCUAACCCUCGUGCGAGCUGUUUCUGUGACUGAAUGGAGAAUUGCCAAAUGGCUGGAAGACGAGCGGCGCGAAGCCUAUAUGACUAAAUGGGGCAUGGCGGAGGUUGAUGACGGCGAUGGCACCGAGAUGGAUGAGACAGACGAGGAAAAGUCCGAAUUUGAGGCGAAAGAGGGUUCAUGA